This is a messenger RNA of Gossypium raimondii (Peruvian cotton), 2012 nucleotides long. Its product is annotated as tubby-like F-box protein 5. NCBI's taxonomy places the organism in Eukaryota, Viridiplantae, Streptophyta, Magnoliopsida, Malvales, Malvaceae. The transcript has 5 exons. The coding region runs from base 461 to 1705 and encodes 414 amino acids. The record is from RefSeq and is a predicted model, not a curated record. Gene Ontology annotation, molecular function: protein binding.
AAAGAGAGCUCUGGUCUUAAAAAGAGCAGGAGGGAGUUAGUUUUGGCUUCUGAUCUGCGGAGAAAAACGGUGUUGAUGGCUGCGGCGGUGGCCGGGAGGAUUGAACGUCGGCGUUAACGCUGAUUGAAUCGGUCGCACCGGCGUUACGAAUGACGUGGCCAUCUUAAGAUUCCAGCCAAUAAAAAGAAAAGUUGGCACUUUCUUUUUCUAAUACUGAAAACCUUCUUAAUUUAUUUAUUCAUUCUGAUCUGAUCUUUGUUUUUGGUUUGUGGUGUUGAUUGAACUGUGGGUCCCUAAGAGUGUGUGGGGGAGUGCAUCUGAGCUGGUUCAGUUCUGGGUUGAUUUGAACCGGUUUGGCUUAGAGCUGGUUUCCUCCUUUUCUCGCAAUCCUGCUUUCAGCUUUUCUGGGUUGGUGAUUCAGUUGAAUAUUGAGAGAUUGGAUUUGGCAUGCUUAUAAAAGAUGUCAUUGAAGAGUAUUAUGCGAGAGUUAAAGGAAAUGAAGGAGGGGAUUGGGAGCAUAUCAAAGAGAGGAGGGGAAAGCAAGGUUUGGCGUAGUAGGACUCGAUCCCAUGUUGCUCCUGAUCGAGCACCAACUGAAUCUGAAUCCGUAGAACAAAGCCCUUGGGCGAACCUACCGCCUGAAUUGCUCUUGGAUAUCAUCCAGAGGGUUGAAGAGAGCGAGACAGCUUGGCCUGCUCGAGCCGUUGUAGUAUUUUGUGCUGCAGUUUGUAGGUCUUGGAGAGAGAUUACAAAGGAGAUUGUGCAGACUCCAGAGCAAUGUGGAAGGCUCACAUUUCCCAUUUCGUUGAAGCAGCCUGGUCCCCAUGAGUCCCCGAUUCAAUGCUAUAUUAGAAGAGACAGAGCCACUUCGACAUAUCUUUUGUUCUAUGGUCUGGUGCCUUCUGAGGGGGAGAGUGAUAAAUUGCUUUUAGCAGCAAGGAAGGUCAGAAGGGCUACCUGCACGGAUUUUGUUAUAUCUUUGGUUGCUGAUGAUUUUUCUAGGGCCAGCUAUACAUAUGUCGGUAAACUAAGGUCUAAUUUUUUUGGUACCAAGUUCACAAUACAUGACAGUCAACCUCCGUGUGACUCAAUAAUCCCAUCAAGUACCCGAUUGAGUCGAAGAUUCCACUCGAAGCAGGUGUUUCCAAAACUAUCUUCGUCCAACUACAAUAUUGGUACCAUUACCUAUGAGCUCAAUGUUCUGCGAACACGAGGACCAAGGAGAAUGCAUUGCGUUUUGCACUCGAUUCCCAUGUCUUCGAUUCAGGAAGGAGGCACUGCACCAACACCAUUAGCGUUCCGCCAAUCCUUUGAUGAACAACUUUCUCCCUUAAUCAGUUCAAAAGGAAAGGAACCGGUGACAAACCCCAGCUCCCCUACCCUCCCAGCCACUCCAUUACACCCCUUGGGCUCAGGAGAGCCACUAACCCUAAAGAACAAGGCUCCUAGAUGGCAUGAACAGUUACAGUGCUGGUGCCUUAACUUCAAGGGGCGUGUGACAGUGGCCUCUGUUAAGAAUUUCCAGCUUGUUGCUGCUGUUGAGCCAUCACAUAAUGUAUCACCUGAAGAGCAAGAGAAGGUAAUCUUACAGUUUGGAAAAAUCGGCAAAGACAUCUUCACCAUGGAUUAUCGAUAUCCUCUAUCUGCUUUCCAAGCCUUUGCAAUCUGCCUAAGCAGCUUUGACACCAAACCAGCUUGCGAAUGAUCAGUGAAUCGGUGUUGCCAUGGAUUAACUCUCCCAUGCUUUCAAGCCUUUGCGAUCUACCAGAGCCGCUUUCUUCCAAAUCUGCCUGUGAAUGAUAUAGCAUGUUGGCAAGAAGAUACGUGCAUCUCUCCUUUGGAAUGCUUCCUUAUUUUAUUACUAUCGUCAUUUAUGUUCUAAUGGAAGCUUUUCUUGGACAGCCAUUGCUGGCUAAUGCUUAGCUGUUCGGUGCGUGACAUUUCGGAUCAUGCAAUCUGAUUUGCAUUCUGUUUGAGUCGUAUCUUUGAAUCAAAACUAAAUUAACCGCAAA